UGACAGUGGAUAACAAACAGUGUGGUCGAGAUUGAUAUCGAGAAAUUGAAUCAAGAAGGUUUGAUAUGACUGAGAUAGGCUCUGUGUUGAAUAGAGUCCAAAUAUUGGAAAGAUCUUUCGAUGUGGUCCACUCUACUGGAAAGCCGCCGGUUAUCCAGCCCGUCCACCCAUUCAAUCGACCUCGAACUGCCAACAAGAAAAUAGGCUUAUUGUCAAACCAUGUAUCAGGAAAUGAAAACUCUUCGGAAGUAACAGCGGAAACGAUUGAAUCAGAUCAAAGAUCUCUGUGUACUUCAAGCAGAGCAGUUAUCGAGAAUCGAGACGAGUAUUCCGUCGGCGAACCUCGAAACACAGUAAUAUGUCGAAUGAGAUCUGGAGUGAAAAACAUCAGUCCUGGACAGAAGUGCCAAGAGAGAGAGAUCGUGGUAACUCCACCUGUCUCAUCCGGCAACAAGAAAACGGUCGAAAUCCCAGGCAGAGUAGCGUUGCCUAUGUCUUCCGCGUCGGUAUCCUCUGCUUGUCAACGAUCGCGUAUCGCUCGUCUAUAUGGAAUUCGAUCCAGAUCGCCUGCUCUGCCUCUGUCGUCAUGGAAGAGGAGAAGGCCAGUGGUAUAGGGUCCUCCUCGUCUUCCCGUUCAUCUCUAAGCAAUGAAGAACUUGGGACAAUUGCACAGCGUGCCUUGCAGCUGUCCGUGAUAGCAGCGGAAAGUAAACCAAAUCGCAGAGAGAAUUCCCCAUUGAUGCAGUUAUUGAAAACGAAUCGUAUAAGAAAAGUUGCCUUUCACGGAAAUAACAAGGCGUUUGCGAUUGCUUCAGGAGUUGAGUCUUGCCAUCCUCACGAUGCUGGACUCAUAUCUCCAGUUCAUCACGUGUCGAAUUCUAGUGCAAAAAAGAAAUUUAUUCCCGGGCCGUCCAAAGAAGUCUCGUCAAAGCUUUCUCGUGCAGAACGCAUUGCGGCCUUGAAACGACACAAUAGGCGGAUGGCACCAAGCCCUGUAAACGAGCAUGCUCUCACUGAGCCUCACGAUUCUUCGAAGCCGAUUGAGACAACUUUCCGUCCAUCAUUUGGGCAUCUGAUGAAUUUGCAUACUCAUAUUCGACGAAAUGAUGGUAGCUCAACUUCAUGUUCAAACACUGCUUUGCCUCUCAGAGUCCAAGGACUGAGCCAGGCAACACUUCAACGACUCUCGCCAUCGCCAGAGGAAUGUUCGCAAAACACCGUCCAGUCGCAUGCGAAAAAUGUCUUUCUCGAGGAAAAUGUUCAAUCGGAUAGAAUAGAGUCGUCGACCAUAUGCCGUUUUCUCGUUCGUUCUUCCGACGAAAUGGUCCUUAACCAUGGUACGCCUGGAACAGAACUAAACUCGGAAGCAAAGAUGCCGAGGUCCCGUGUCUUGAUCGAGAACAAAGAGCGCGGCUUUGUCGAUACGAAGAGCGAGUCUGCUCCUUUCGUCAGCUCAUGGAUUCCGGAAGGGAGUUCCAAGACUGGUGCAAGAACAAGAGUAGAAAACUCCUUAGUACGAGAGAAAUGUGGCGCUCAAUUGUCAGAGAAUAGCAGUUCUGUACCUGACCACGAAGAAGAUAUUUUUUCUGGUCUCGACACUUGCAGCACAACUAAGAAAGCACCUGAGGUAGCGUUGCCUCCUUUGCAUAGUAGAAGCUAUGUAGGGAAAGCUACCGAGACUGAGAUGACAGGAGUUAAAUUGAAGAAAAUAGCUCAUGUCUCAUCGGAAUCUACUGCAUCUAUGGGGGCUGAUAACACUACAUCAACGGACGGCUCAGUCCACUUCUUUGAAGAAAAUUCAGCUGAAAGUGGAGAAUUAUAUGAAGGCUAUCCACAUUUCAGGCAGGGUGGAGUUUCUGAUCACGUCCCCGCUCGCUGCUCACAGUCAGGAGGCGAUUCCGCAAGCUCAACACAGAGCACUUCCACGCCGUCAGUAAUAUCAGGCGAUAAUACGCUAGCAGGAGUGGCGACAAAUAAUCAGGCAAUAAAUGGAGAGGGCGACUCGCUUUUCCUCAAUUUGGGUUGUGCUAUAGCAGAUUCGCUCGACCACUUGUGCAAAUUGACAUACCAGGAAUGCAAUUUAGAAGGGACUGCGGGUCAACAAAACGACAAAAGCAAAACGAGUUUUCGGGAUGAAAGGACAACAUCUUCCGAGGGGUACACGGUACAUUUGAACGACGCUGUGAGCACACAGAAGGGUACUGGAAACAACUACGCCACCACUAAGCUCUCUUCUAGGAAUAUGAUCGGAGUAGAUACAGCAACAGAAAUUCGUGGAGCAGCUCAAACAGGGCUAGAGUGGAACAGGCGAUACCUACAACCUAAGGAAGAAGCUUCCCUUGGAACUAAGGAAAAGACAGAGUCGAUUUUGGUCCCGAGGAGAGAAAAGCUCGAUUUUAACGAGGAAAGAAGGCAGCAAGCCCGGGUGAAGUUGCUCGGUCACGCAGCUAAGGCUGUUUCGUGGAGUGUUUUACAACCGUCAGCGCGAUCAGAAGGUGAUCAAGAGUGCACAGAAAUACUGCUUCAGGAUCCCAAUACCCUUUUUCCGGCUAAAAAAUCGUACCCUCUAAGAAAUGCGGCAUCGGAGAUACCCCGGAACAACCAAACAUCCCUGGCUGCAUUCUCAUACAGGCUUCGAAAUCCAGGCAUCAAAGUACUCAAACUGGGCCGGAAAAGAAAGUGGCAGAGUCGCCACUUGACUGUCUCUCGACAUCCAGAAGGAUCCGGCCUCGAAUCCAACUGUCCAAGUGCCUUAGUUUGGCUCAAGGAGCCACCAAAAAAGGUGUCGGUCAACUUCAAGGAGGGUUAUGCAGGCCGCGGAGGCUUUCUUUUUUCGAAAUUGGUACACAUUGACACUGGUUUCGCAUCGUCAACAUUCGUUCCUUCUAUCCCUAAGAAAUGGGAGAACGAGUUCUCACAGCUUGGCGUGGGCCUUGUGUGCUAUAGCAUGAGAAAUGGUAGCAAUAGAUCGCUCAUCUUUUGCUUUACAACCGAAGACGAAGCUGGACAUUUCCGAACAGCUAUGCAGAUAGUGAAAGAUGCUGCCAAUUGA
This is a messenger RNA of Phaeodactylum tricornutum CCAP 1055/1, 3052 nucleotides long. RefSeq lists its product with no specific name. The coding region runs from base 359 to 3052 and encodes 897 amino acids. The transcript is spliced from 4 exons. The record is from RefSeq and is a predicted model, not a curated record. Lineage: Eukaryota; Bacillariophyta; Bacillariophyceae; Surirellales; Neidiaceae.